GCGAAGAUUAUGGCGAGCGGUUGAAUUGAAGCCGAGAGAGAAUUGAACAGCGAAGUAGCCGUUGGAUGGUGGUGGUGGGACUGGGAUCAACUCAACAGAAUCUAUCGAAACAAAACCCCAAAUUCACAUUCAGCCCCAAGGCCCAAGUUCCGUCGAUCCAACCAACCUCCUGCAAAUGACGCUCAACGCUUCCCAUUUUGUCGCCAAUUUCGAGCCCAAACGGGAUGCAUAUGGAUUUACUGUGAGACCUCAGCAUCUUCAUAGAUACAGGGAGUACUCUACCAUCUACAAGGAAGAGGAAGAGGAAAGAUUUCACAAGUGGAAUUGCUUUCUGCAACAGCAAACAGAGUCUACUGUAUCUCCGGAGAAUGUCAAAACUGUGGAACCUGAAGUUACGGAGCAGCAAAUUAAGCCUAUUCAGCAGUUGACUGCAGAAGGGGAUGCUUCAGGUGGAGUUGAGUCUGUUCCAGACAUACUCGAAGAAACUGAUGCUGAGAAGGAGGUGCCAGCUAUUAUACCAAAGGAAUCUUCUGAGGUGCAUAAGUGGGUCCCUGUUAGACCAUCUCUCUGUCACAUAGAGGAUAUGAUGAGUUCUCGUGCAAAGAAGGGAAAAAGCAUGAUAGAUGAGCUUAUAACCACUGACCAUAACCAUCUUCCCUCAAUUUUGGAGGAGAGUCACUCAGAAGAGGAACUUGAGCAAGCACAUGAAGAAGAACACUACGACAGCAAAAGGGAUGCUAGCCCUGAUGCUCCUAAAGAAAGAGGUGCUUCCAUCAAUGGAGUCUGUACAGAACCCUUGUUUCCUUGGAAAGAACUGGAGUUCCUUGUUCACGGAGGAGUGCCAAGGGAUUUGAGGGGAGAGGUAUGGCAAGCCUUUGUUGGAGUUAGGACACGCAGGGUAGAGAGAUACUACCAGGAUUUGCUGGCUCCAGAAAGUGAUGCUGGUAAGGACCGGGAUGGUGAUAAAUCACAAUCACUUGAAGAUAGAAAGGGACCGAAUGAGAAUAGUGUCCAUGUGCCUGAAAGUUUGAGAAAGCAAAUUGAGAAGGAUCUGACUAGAACAUUUCCUGGACAUCCUGCAUUAAAUGAAAAUGGUAGAAAUUCUUUGAGGCGUUUACUUUUGGCAUAUGCUCGACAUAACCCAUCAGUUGGGUAUUGCCAGGCUAUGAAUUUUUUUGCUGCCUUAUUACUUCUUAUGAUGCCUGAGGAAAAUGCCUUUUGGACUUUGGUCGGUAUCAUUGAUGAUUACUUUGAUGGUUAUUACUCUCAGGAAAUGAUAGAAUGCCAGGUUGAUCAACUUGUUUUUGAGGAGUUGAUGCGUGAAAGGUUUCCUAAACUGGUCAAUCAUCUCGAUUACUUGGGAGUGCAGGUUACAUGGAUAUCCGGGCCAUGGUUCCUUUCAAUUUUUGUGAAUAUGCUUCCAUGGGAAAGUGUUCUUCGGGUUUGGGAUGUUCUUUUGUUUGAAGGAAAUCGUGUUAUGUUAUUUCGGACAGCACUUGCUUUGAUGGAGUUAUAUGGUCCAGUUAUAGUCACAACCAAGGAUGCUGCAGAUGCCAUAAGUUUAUUGCAAUCCUUGGCUGGUUCAACUUUUGAUAGCAGCCAACUUGUUUUGACAGCUUGCAUGGGUUUCUUGAGUGUCACUGAAGAUAGAUUGCAAGGGCUAAGAGAGAAACACCGGCCAGCUGUACUUGCAGCUGUGGAGGAAAGAUCGAAAGGGGCUCGAGUUUGGAAAGACCCCAAAGGUCUAGCAACUAAGCUGUAUAGUUUCAAGCAUAAGCCUGAAUCCCUGAUAAAAGAUCCUAGAGUGGAAGAAGCUUCAGGUGACAAGCUAAUUGGUGGUGAUGUAUCACAUUCGGAGUCUCAUGCUACUACUGAUUUGAAUGAAUUGCUUGAUGGCUUAAACAUUGAUUCAGAAGUAGAUUCACUUCCAGAUCUUCAAGAACAGGUUGUAUGGAUGAAGGUGGAGCUGUGCAGAUUACUAGAGGAAAAAAGAACUGCAAUUCUAAGAGCUGAAGAGUUGGAGACAGCCCUUAUGGAGAUGGUCAAGCAAGAUAAUAGACGUCAACUGAGUGCAAGGGUUGAGCAGUUAGAGCGUGAGGUAGCUGAGUUACAGCAAGCACUUUCUGAUAAGACACAGCAGGAGAAUGCUAUGAUUCAGGUCCUGAUGCGAGUUGAGCAGGAACAGAAAGUAACAGAAGAUGCUCGAAUUUUGGCUGAGCAAGAUGCAGCUGCUCAGAGAUAUGCAGUGGAAGUUCUUCAGGAAAAACACAACAAAGCUCUGGCUUCAAUUGCUGAGAUGGAAAAGAGAGUAGUUAUGGCAGAAUCGAUGCUGGAAGCUACUUUGCAAUAUGAAUCUGGCCAAGUUAAAGCUCUAGCUUCUCCCGGGUCUGUUCAUCCAGAUUCUCCUCGGGAUAUGCCAAGGAGGACUGGUUUGCUCCCUUUCGGCCUUGGCUGGCGUGAUAGGAACAAGGACGCAUGAAUGUGGAGAUUGCAGAAGCAUCAGACUUUGGUUGUAUGGGGUGAUAUCAGUCAUUUUCUUCUUAAAGAAGGUAAAAACCCAUCAAGGUAAACAGAGUGAUGCUGCUGUAAGUGUUGAAAGUAAGUCUGGUAAUGAGGGCGUUGAUACAAGCAGUGUACAUAUUCAGGCGAAUGGCCAUCAAGGAUAGCAAAAUGAACUUGAACAGAUGGAAGAUAUAUUCUCAGCUUCAAGCUGAUGGCUGGUUGCCAAUCACGUCCUUCUGCCUUCGUUUGUGGAGAAUCAGAAGCCUAGCCUUUUUUGUUGUUGGCAAUGGUAUAUUGAUGCAUUAUGAGCCAAGUAUCUUUCAUUUCACACUUUUAUGUAACUAUAUUGUGAAAGAAAGGAAAUCUCGGUUAUCAUUCUUUUGACUAGAGAACGUCUGUAAAAGUUAUGAUACUCUUACUAGUGGGAUGUUAGACUUGCUGUUUC
This is a messenger RNA of Coffea eugenioides, 2947 nucleotides long. Its product is annotated as TBC domain-containing protein C215.01-like. The transcript has 18 exons. The record is from RefSeq and is a predicted model, not a curated record. NCBI's taxonomy places the organism in Eukaryota, Viridiplantae, Streptophyta, Magnoliopsida, Gentianales, Rubiaceae. The coding region runs from base 176 to 2479 and encodes 767 amino acids.